Messenger RNA from Prorocentrum cordatum, 1762 nucleotides. The record is from the annotation of a GenBank genome assembly. Lineage: Eukaryota; Dinophyceae; Prorocentrales; Prorocentraceae.
AGCCCGCGCCGCGCGCGAGGGGGGGCCUCCCGGGGCGCCGCGCCCGCCUGGCGCGAGAGCGCGGAGGGCGGGCAGCCCAUGGCUCCGCGCGGCGCCCUCGGGGAGUAGAGGCCCUGCCCCGGCGGGCCCCUGCCGGGCUGCGGCGCCCUUGGCCGGGCCGGCAGCUUGCGUGCCACGGCAGGCCUGGUCGCCUGCGCUCUGGAGGCUGGCGAAGGGCUCCAUGGAGGUGCUCGUGUCCGAGACCCGGAGGGUCUGGAUCCCCGACCACCCCACGCUGGCCUACUCGCCCGGCAGGGUCUCGGAGACCUGCGAGGAUGGCAGGCUGCUCGUCGUGGACGACUCUGGCGAGCAGUUCCACAUACCGCAGGACGCGGCCGAGUCCGUCGACCCGGCCUGCCUGCGCGGCGUGGAGGCGCGGGUCGGAGCGGUCCUUGCGUUCGACACGGUGGCGUCACGGCCGUAUCGCGACGUCGACCCAGACCCGGCCGUGUUCCGGCGCGGAGCGGACGUCAGGCUUCAGCUCAAUUCCCCCGAGCUUCAACGGCAGCCGCCUGAGCGAACGGAGCCGCAAGCCAAAGUCAACAUGUACGAGCAGCCGAUCAAUAUUUACACGGACAUCGGUGACACGGAGUUGGUCGAGAGCACGCGCGUCAGGCUGGAGGCGGUCAGGCUGCACCCCCCGCCUGCCACGGCCCACAUGCAGUGCUCCCAGGAGCUCGAGCGAGUCCAGGAGCAGAUCUCCGCUGCGAAGGGUGACGUUGAGUCGCUGGAGCAGACGUUGGCGAAGGUGCUGAGCUACCUGGAGGCAAAGCAGCAGGAAGAGGCCUUACUCAGCAAAGAGUCUUUCGGCAAGAUGAAUGCGAUCUACAGGCAGACCAUGGCGGCCCAGAUUCCCAAGGCACGUGAUCCUGCACUUGCUGCUGAUGACGCACCUGCUCCCCAGCUGACGGAGCCGCUUGGGGGUCAGGACCUGCCAACCGCGCCGGCACCAAGCGGGCGCCGACUCAUGCGGGAGAAGGCCGACGUCGAGAAACUACACAGAUCCUUCUUCCAGGAUGGCGACGCUUCCGAGGUCAGGAAAGGCUGGCUGAGAUGGUCCAGAAUAUCCAUGACGCCAAGCAUCGACGGCUUGAUGGAGGCAACGUUGCACGCGCAGUGGGUGGAACAGGAUGCGUUUGACGAGCGCGUGGAUGUGCGAUGGGCCCCUGAGACGAGGUCGCAGAUCGUGCUGGCAGAGGAGAUUCGGCAUCAUGACUGGGAGUGCGAAGCGUUGAGCACGUGGGCCAGCACUCUCAUGUGGAGCGCGAUGCUUGUUCCAGGGGCGCCAACGGAAGGGGAGCUACCAUCCGCGGGGCUGGGCAUAUUCGUUCGUGAAGGGGUCGGCUUGCAUGGUCCAGAAUAUUUCGAUGGCAGUCUCAUGGCGCGAGAAUCCACACUAAAUACUACCAUGUCGUCUGGGGGCGAACUGGUGCCGCACCGACCACAGCAUGCAGUUGCUGAAGUCCCAGGCUGGCCGCCGAUCAACAUCUUCGGCUUGCACCUGCGCGCGGGCGAGGGGAUGUCGGUCAAGAACGUGCAGAUCUGCCUGAACGUCGGGUUGGCGAUAGCAGAGCAGCAGUGCCCUUCCCUGACAGGAAGCGGUUGGAAUAUGCCAGCGGCUGAGGUUGAGGCCUCGCUCUUCACGGUGCACCCGCAGGCUUCUUUUCUCGCGCCGAAGGCGAUUGCAUGCAGGACGGCGCCGCCCAACGCGAUCCUUGACUAA